AGAACCGCGCCCCGGAGGCGGGUCCAAGCGCCUGAUGCCCAAUUCUGUGGCUCGCCCGAAGUCCAGCCGGGCUCUUCUGAUUGGCCGGCGCGCUACGUCUCCGUUCAAGGACCGCCUCCUGCCUCCGUCUCGCGGAUCAUGGCCCUGCGAGCCUGUGGCUUGAUCAUCUUCCGAAGACACCUUAUUCCCAAGGUGGACAACAGUACAAUUGAGUUCCUGCUGCUGCAGGCAUCAAACGGCGUUCACCACUGGACUCCUCCCAAAGGCCAUGUGGACCCUGGAGAGACUGACUUAGAAACAGCCCUGCGAGAGACUCAGGAGGAAACAGGCAUAGAAGCAAGCCAACUGACCAUCAUUGAGGGGUUCAGGAGGGAGCUCAAUUAUGUGGCCUGGAAGAAGCCUAAAACAGUCAUUUACUGGCUGGCAGAGGUGAAAGACUACGACGUGGAGAUCUGCCUCUCCCAGGAGCAUCAAGCCUACCGCUGGCUAGGACUGGAGGAGGCCUGCCAGUUGGCUCAGUUCUCGGAGAUGAAGGCAACACUCCAAGAAGGACACCAGUUUCUCUGCUCCAUGCCGGCCUGAGCUGACCAGAACAAACGCUUCUGCUGCGGCCUGGAGGGUCUUCUGAGAUGAACCCGUCCCCAUCCAGGGAAGGCUGUGAUGGUCUUGGGCUUGCUUCAGCCAAGAGCAGAUAGGUUGGUGAAAUUAAAAUUAGCUCGGCACUCUCAGGUGAAAGCAAGGAGGCCCUGGAUUCAAUCCCUAGUAGAAGAUAAUUACUUUAAAAAUAAGAGCAAGUAGGAAUUUUAGCUGAGUUAAAAAGCAAAGGGGGUGAAAUUUUUAAAUGCCAGCCCCAGUAAGUGUACUUUAUAAAUAAACUUCAAACAGCUUAUGUGGCCUUUUAA
This is a messenger RNA of Peromyscus maniculatus bairdii (prairie deer mouse), 902 nucleotides long. It is a transcript of the gene Nudt2, whose product is annotated as nudix hydrolase 2. Gene Ontology annotation, biological process: AMP biosynthetic process; ATP biosynthetic process. The record is from RefSeq and is a predicted model, not a curated record. Lineage: Eukaryota; Metazoa; Chordata; Mammalia; Rodentia; Cricetidae. Gene Ontology annotation, molecular function: bis(5'-nucleosyl)-tetraphosphatase (asymmetrical) activity.